This is a messenger RNA of Asterias rubens (European starfish), 1502 nucleotides long. RefSeq names its product tetraspanin-5-like. Gene Ontology annotation, cellular component: membrane. Gene Ontology annotation, biological process: protein localization to plasma membrane; protein maturation; regulation of vascular endothelial growth factor signaling pathway. The coding region runs from base 155 to 1306 and encodes 383 amino acids. The transcript has 10 exons. The record is from RefSeq and is a predicted model, not a curated record. Lineage: Eukaryota; Metazoa; Echinodermata; Asteroidea; Forcipulatida; Asteriidae.
UUAAUUGACUGUUUGUUGAUGAAAAUCUGUGGCUGGUGAAAGGUGGAACAACGUUUUUACUCCACCCUUAUCGAGUUAGUUUUCCUUGGAUAUUUCGUUUAUAGGGGGAAUUUAUUUUGAGGAAAUUCCCCUGGUUUGUUGUUUAUCAGACAGAAUGUACCCUCCCCAAGAAUCACGACCCCCACCGUACUCCGGGUACGGUGGUGAACAACAGCCGCCGAUGUACCAUCAGCAGCAUCAAGCAGGAUAUCCACCGCCGCAGCAGCAGGGCUAUCCUGGGCCCGGUGGGCCGGCUGGGGCCGCUCGGGGCCAGGGACCAAAGGCGGGCCGUGGAGGUAGACAAAGUAGAGCUGCCCCACAACAGCGGGCACAACAACAACAGCAACCUCAAAGCAGAAAACAGCAGCAAAGAAAACAGCCUCAACAGCAGCAACAACAGAGACCACCUCAACCGAAGCAGAAGGCCCAAGUUGUCAGAGCACAGAGACGGGACGAGCACUCUGAGAUCAGUCUGUGUAUCAAGUUCUCAUUAUUCUUCGCCAAUUUUGUCUUUUGGCUUGCUGGGUGUGGUUGUAUAGCAGCAGGAGUCUGGGCGUGGAGCGAUAGAGGUGUUCUUGGUGAUCUUGAUCAGCUGAUUUCCUCCCCUCUCGUUGACCCCGUCUGGUGGUUCCUGGUUAUCGGCGGGGUCAUAUUCAUCCUCGCUACCUUCGGAUGUAUCGGCGCCCUCAGGGAAAACAUCAUGCUCCUCAAAAUUUAUAGUGGGCUUCUUGGUUUGAUCCUGCUGGUGGAGAUUGGAGGAGGCGUGGCCAUCUACUUCUACAGAGCUGAGCUCGAGUCGUUAUUCGCUGACCAACUAACAGAUAUUGCGAUCACCAACUACCGAGGGAAUGAAGAUUUCCAGGAUGUGGUUGAUGCUUUACAAACGGGGCUUUUAUGCUGUGGUGUGAACAGUUACCAGGAUUGGGACAUGAACAUUUACUUCAACUGUUCCGAAAGCUACGUUGGCAACAACAAGAACUUGGAGGCGUGCGGAGUACCGUUCUCCUGCUGUACGAUUGAUCCAGCUAGUGAAGUCAUAAACACACAGUGUGGCUACAACGUACGAUCAGAAGAAUCGCUGAGUCAAAUCUCGUCAAAAAUCAAUACAGUGGGAUGUUUGUCCUCGUUCCAAAUGUGGCUUCAAACCAAUCUAGUUGUGAUUGCAAUUGCUGCCGGAGUGAUCUUGCUUAUCGAGAUUUUCGGCUUCUGCUUCUCAACGUCCCUGGUGAGUGACAUCAAACGUCAGAAGUCAAAAUGGCGGCAUUAGACCACACGAGGGCCACGGACUCAUCGGUCCCCCGCACACCCAUCCCACUUCUAGUGUCACCUCUUACACGGAAGCAGCUAAGUUUUGAAAUAAUCGCAUUAUUAACAACUAAACACAGGUCACGUAAAGUACUUUUUCUACAGUAAUUUUUAUUGUAGAUGUUUAAGGAUUAAAUUUUGUGGAAACCCCCCCCCCC